ACGUUCGUAAUGAUUCCUUACAGUUGCUAACUACAUUUAAAGGUCGAUGUGAAUUUUGGGGAGCCUCCCGUUUCUCCUCCAAUACUUCGAACCCCAAAUUUUCCGUCUCGCUCUAUAUACGCGCGUACUCGAACAAAAAAAUUCGAAAUAGCAAUUAUCGGGUUCUGUCGAAAAUGGUGCAACAGACGUUGAUCUACAGUUUUGUGGCUCGAGGAACGGUGAUCAUCGCCGAGUAUACAGGUUUCAGCGGAAAUUUCACUAGCAUCGCCUCUCAAUGCCUCCAGAAGCUCCCUGCUUCGAACAAUAAGUUCACCUACAAUUGCGAUGGCCACACCUUCAAUUAUCUCGUCGAGAAUGGAUUCACUUACUGUGUGGUUGCUAUCGAAGCUGCUGGUAGACAAAUUCCUAUUGCUUUUCUUGAGCGAGUCAAGGAAGAUUUCAACAAGAGAUAUGGUGGAGGAAAAGCUUCAACUGCCGCUGCCAAGAGUCUGAACAAAGAAUUUGGGUCGAAAUUGAAGGAUCAUAUGCAAUAUUGUGUGGAUCAUCCUGAAGAGAUCAGCAAGCUUGCUAAAGUCAAGGCUCAGGUUUCUGAAGUCAAGGGUGUUAUGAUGGAAAACAUUGAGAAGGUUCUUGACCGUGGUGAGAAAAUUGAGCUGUUAGUGGAUAAAACUGAGAAUCUCCGCUCACAG
Cucurbita pepo subsp. pepo (vegetable marrow) is the source of this 689-nucleotide messenger RNA. The record is from RefSeq and is a predicted model, not a curated record. NCBI's taxonomy places the organism in Eukaryota, Viridiplantae, Streptophyta, Magnoliopsida, Cucurbitales, Cucurbitaceae.